CAAAUAAAAAAAGAAUUAAAAGAUUUUUCUCAAUUAGUUAACCAAGCCGAAUCAGAAUUACAAAAUAUCCAAAAAGAGAUUGGAGGAUUAAAUAAAACUAUUGAGGAAUUAAAUGCUAUUGAAAAGGAAUUAAAAAAUGUCACUGCUAAUUUGGCAGAAUUGAAUAAAACUGGAAAGGAAUUGGAACGGACUGGUGAAAAUAUUAAAGGAAGUUUAGACGAUUUGGGAGAAAUAAAAGAAAAGAUUGACAAGUUGGUUAAAUUAGAAAUUCCUUUGGCUGAAUUAGAAAAGACCAUAGACCAAGAAGGGGGAGAAAUUGCCAAAGCAUUGAAAGAAAAAAUUGGUGGUAUCAUUGACAAAAUUAACGA
This is a messenger RNA of Racocetra persica, 368 nucleotides long. Lineage: Eukaryota; Fungi; Glomeromycota; Glomeromycetes; Diversisporales; Gigasporaceae. The record is from the annotation of a GenBank genome assembly.